AUGAAGCCGACCGCCAUUUUUCUGCGGACGAGAUUUAAAUAUGGAAUUCCGGUGUGCGAGCGGGAGAGGCGCGUGCCAUUGACCUUGCGCCAGGGCCGCGCACGCGCCGCCCGCCUGCGCCCACGCUGCACUAAGCACAACGAUGCGGAUAAUGCAGUCCCGGAUCGGAGCGACAUGAGCGCAAAGAUAUUAUGUUACCAUAUUGGGGUAAAGGCGCCUAAUGUGGCAGGGCUCGGGUUACGCGACACGCGCAACGACGUGCGGACAUGUGCCGUAAACGACAGUUCCGGUGUAUCGCCUCCGGGCCAACCCGUUCCGAGACUGAUGACCGCAAGA
Molecule: messenger RNA, 336 nt
Organism: Brenthis ino (lesser marbled fritillary)
Lineage: Eukaryota; Metazoa; Arthropoda; Insecta; Lepidoptera; Nymphalidae
Source: the annotation of a GenBank genome assembly